GCUGCUCUCGCUGAAGCAAGUUGAGGCUAAAUGUUGUCGCCUCAAAGAAAUAAAUAAAAAAAACAGGGUUAUACGGGCUUGCUCAACCCAGAAGAGAUAAAAUCCGCGUUUUUCCCCCCUCUGGUCCGCGUGUCGGGUUAAAGCGUGUUGCGGUCUCUUCUAAAGAUGAGCGGCAACAUGUCAGAUGAGCGUAAAGUUCGCCAUGUACCGCCAGCGAUCUCCUCUUAUUGCUGAUGAAGCGAUUGCAAUUCACAAAAUCUCUGAACGUGACGCGUCCGUCCCGCGAGGACCGGGUGUGUUCAGAGCGGCCCCGCCGAGUAGAUCCGCGGAGAGGUGUGUCGCACACCUGCGGGAUGUCGCGUUCAGCCCCGUGCAGCAGACUCACCGCAAUGGCAGCGGCUCCGCUCCGCUCUCGUCUCUCUCCUCUCGGCGGCGCGGCAGUGACAUGUCUGUCUGCUGGACAUUUCCACUGCAUCUCUCCGGGGGUGGCGGCGGGAGAGAGAGCGGGGCACGGCGGCAGCGUCCCUGUAUGGGAUGUUCCACUUCGCCGUGGCGUUAUAAAAAGACGUCGAGGAAAGCCUCACUCAGCGCCUGCUUUACUCCGACAACUUCCUGUGAUUCUCUCUGCUCUCACGGAGCAGCCCUCCACUUAAGAUGUUAUCUGCAGCAGCAGCAGCCAGGAAAGAGAGGCACAGACCACCUCGGGCACCGAGCACAGAUCCGUCCACUGCCCUCCAGUGCGGUCGGUUGCAGACAGCGCCCCCUACAGCUCCCCGGUGUCCUCUGCUGGUCUGUACAGCUGCGGUCACAGAGACAGACCUCACACUUCUUCACGCUGGGCUCCAAACGGCAGCGAUGCCCAGUCAGCCUGCCUGACACAUCUCUGCAAAAACAAGGCAAGCGAGCGCGAUGAAUCGCCCUUGACACCUGUGUCUCCGCGUGGCACCGCAGUCAGCUCUCCAGAAUGCACACUUCAGCUGCUGCAUCCUUCGGGCAGAGCGGAACGGAUUUACAGCACCAUAAAACCACUAAUAAGGCAUAUAAAACGUGAUUAGUAAAUAUGAUACAUCUGAAAACUAAUACGAGCCGUACAGUGUUCAGAGCGGCGCAGGGCUGCUGCUGCUGGGAUCUAGCUGGCAUGUCAUUAUCAUUAACCGCAAACACGAGAAAAAAAGACGUAGCAUGUAGUGAACGUCCAGGAGGAGGCUGUGAAGGACACCGACUUAAUCAAGAGAAUGAGAGGAGCGCUUAUUACCUAACCUGCCAUCCAGAGCGGCUCCUGAGGGCCCUGACAUGUGCUAGUCCUCCUGAGUGACAAACAGAGAUGUCCAAAAGAGUAGAAGCUACAGAAAGUACUGGAAAAACUAACCCAUCGGCAGGCGGAUUUUAUUUAUCUAAACUUUAGAUGCCGCUGAAUGUACUGUUUAUGCAUGAAUAUCAUUCCUGGGUAAUACAUUAUAAAUAGUGAAUUAAUGAAUAAAUAAUACAUUUACGUUGCUUAUCUUUA
Messenger RNA from Puntigrus tetrazona (Sumatra barb), 1507 nucleotides. RefSeq lists its product as uncharacterized. Lineage: Eukaryota; Metazoa; Chordata; Actinopteri; Cypriniformes; Cyprinidae. The record is from RefSeq and is a predicted model, not a curated record. The transcript has 3 exons. Bases 185 to 913 code for a protein of 242 amino acids.